AUGUCUGGAUGUCUCCCCGGCAGUGCUUAUAAGUUUUACGAAGAAGCUUCAAGCUCCAAACCAAGAACAGUAUUUACGCAGUCAUCCGACGGCUACUGCUUCGGCAUAGAAAUCGAACUAACCUUAUCACCCAAAGUACAGAACAUACAUCAGUUUCAUUCAUCCCUGCUACCUGGCCCCAUGGAAGACGACGGGACUUAUCCCUGGGAGCAGAUGGCAACAGCGCUAACUAUGCUUUUAGACCGCGUCCUUUGGGACCGAGGCAUGGGAAGGGCCUCUCAGCGGCAGUCGUACGACAAGUGGUGUGUCACCUUUGACGAUACGAUCCAACCACCAAGGGGAUUCUCUGGGUUCGAGAUCAUAUCUCCCAUUCUCACCACAGAGAUGGACUGGCGCGUGGUGAUAGAAACAAUCUACGCCGUUGUAGAUGCUUAUUUUAUAAUCCAGGCCUCUCCAUCAUGCGGCACUCACGUACACAUCACACCUGGCCGCAGAACCUGGAAUGUCGCCGACCUACGCGCUCUCUCAAAAGCCAUCGUUCUGUGGGAUCCUGUCAUCGAGGGCCUCUUGCCCGAAGAGCGUCGCAUUGAUGCCCCUGACUCAUGGCACCGGAGCAACAUCCAUGGACAGCUCGCUUUACAUCUGGAGCAAUUUCAUUCGGACGGGUUUGAUCAUCUCUUCCAAAUGAUUGACGAUAUAGACGAUCGUGAUGAAAUAGUCGACUUUAUCUCGCCAGACAAGGCUUGGGCAUGGAACUUUUGCCAUGUUAAAGAAGCGUGUGGGACAGUAGAGUUUCGCAAGCCACCGAUGGCGCUGACAAGCUCCGCAGCGGUAGCAUGGAUCGAGUUCACGUUGAUGUUCGUCCGUGCCGCCACAGGGAUGGAGAUGGGAUACUGGGAAGGUGUAGGCUCCCAAAACGCACGACCAAGCAUUAGGGCUUUGGAGAGCUUUGUCUGCUUGGGUCUCAUGCCCGGUACUAUCGACGGGAAAUCUGGUCUCACCUUGUUCCAGGACUUGACGACUUCCCGUUCUGGGGGCUCCGCAGGUCCUUGCUUAGUGGCCCAGCUUUGA
Molecule: messenger RNA, 1071 nt
Organism: Heterobasidion irregulare TC 32-1
Lineage: Eukaryota; Fungi; Basidiomycota; Agaricomycetes; Russulales; Bondarzewiaceae
Exons: 3
Coding region: 1-1071 (356 amino acids)
Source: RefSeq, a predicted model, not a curated record